UUGUCAACAUAACCUCUAAAAUGACAGAAUCAAAGAUAUUUGAAAUUCUUCUUCAAAAACAGUAUGAUUUUCCUAAACUUCACUCGGAAGCAGCCUUCACAGUGGCAAAUAGUUUUGCGGACGUAAUUUACGACACUUUAAAAUUAAAAUCAAGUUUGCCUACAGCCAAAAGAUUCAGCGUUCUUAAAUUUCUUAAAACUUUGGCAUCAAGUUCUGAUACCCACUUGAGCGUAAACGAGCAUAAUUAUCAAACAUUCAUUGAGGCAUGUACACAUUCUGAAAACGAAAAUGAUCAACAUUUUUUAAAUGAUGUUAGCAAGGAACUACAAGAGCAGCUACCAGGAGACUUAUGUAGUGAAGUGUUAGAAUUUUACAAAAGAAAAAACGAAAAGCACCAGAAAAAUAUAAAGCGAAUGGAGUUAGUUAAAAAAUUUGACCAGGAAGCGCUUGACAAGGCACACUUUUCUGGAAGAAUUACGAGAAAUAUCUCAUAUUAUGAAACCAGUGAAAAUGUUAUUAAAAAACUCCUUCACAGUGAAGAACUGCCAAAUAUAAAAAUAAGUGAAGUGGACUCAACUGACUUAACAUAUAGGACAAAACAAGUGAAAUUUGCGUAUAGUUUACUGUAUCUAAAACAAUGGACUCCUUUGAAGACAGUUUUAGACAGAUUUGUAAACUACAAAACAUUAACAAAUUAUGAAAUUAAUUUUUUAAACUAUUUAAAUGAAAACGUGGGUAGUGGAGGUGAACAUUUACGCGAAUUUGUGAUAACAAACUUUAUGUUUGUAUAUGAAAAAAGUCUGAUAGAAAUGUGUACAAAAAUAAUCCAGUUGGAAGGUGAUCAAGUGUUGGAUUACUUUGAAACCCUGCUCAUUGAUAAAAAUUACGUAAUUAUUAAACAACUGUGUGAAAAUGAAUGUUUUAAACACAAAAUGAAAACCGCCUUGUUUGAACUGUAUUCUUACAGCUUUUGUAAUACCAAUUUGUUAAAAUUCAUCGAUUUUUUGUUACAAUAAUAAAUUCAAACAAUUUCCACCA
Zophobas morio is the source of this 1038-nucleotide messenger RNA. RefSeq lists its product as uncharacterized. The record is from RefSeq and is a predicted model, not a curated record. The transcript has 3 exons. Bases 21 to 1016 code for a protein of 331 amino acids. NCBI's taxonomy places the organism in Eukaryota, Metazoa, Arthropoda, Insecta, Coleoptera, Tenebrionidae.